Racocetra persica is the source of this 198-nucleotide messenger RNA. The record is from the annotation of a GenBank genome assembly. Lineage: Eukaryota; Fungi; Glomeromycota; Glomeromycetes; Diversisporales; Gigasporaceae.
UAACAAGAGCAAAACAAUCAAAACAAAGACAAAUUUCAAAAAUUCGAGCAUCUAUCCGUAAAGCUAAACGGAUUCAACCAAUUCAAUUUCAACGUGAAGCCAAUAAAUUAUUUAAAGCUAAUAACAAAGAAUAUAAUGCAAAAUUUGUAAAAUUAGCUACUAAUAUAGAACAAACUUCAAUACGUAUGACAGUAGAAU